UAAGAAAUUCUAAGGCCAAAACAAUAAAAUAAAAAUAAAAUAAAAGAAGAAAAGAAAUCGAUUUCACUACUCACUUACAUUUGAGCAGUCUCUAUCUUCGUCUCGAUCAGUCCAUGAAAGCCAGAAGAAGAUCUUCAGCUUCCGAUAUCAGUCCGAAGCACUUCGAUUAUUUUUUAAUUAAAUGGAUUUGGAAAGGGAAGCCGGGGCGGUAGAUGAGUCUGUUGAAAUGGCAAUAGUUGCUUCAGAAGGUCCAAUUCCGGAACCUUAUGUGGGUAUGGAAUUCGAUUCUGAAGAUGCCGCCAGGAAAUACUAUACUGAUUAUGCCAGACAGGUCGGAUUUGUUGUUCGUGUUAUGCAGCGUCGUCGAUCAGGCAUUGAUGGGAGAACUCUUGCCCGUCGGCUUGGGUGUAACAAACAAGGGUUUUCUCCUAACCAGAAGGGGAAAUUUGGACCUGAGAAAAAGCCUAGACCUAGUGCACGAGAGGGUUGCAAUGCAACAAUCUUGGUGAAGAUGGAAAAAUCUGGAAAAUGGGUUGUUACAAGAUUUGUACAGGAUCAUAAUCAUCCUCUGGUUGUUACUGCCAGUGGUUUUAGCACAGCGGGUGAUAAGGAUAGGAAAAUUGAGGAACUUAUGAUGGAGUUGGAGCGUCAAGAUCAACUAUGUGCAGGUUAUAGAGAAAAACUUCUCAGUUUUAUGAAUAACGUUGAAGCAGAAACGGAAGAACUGUCGGAAAAGAUACAAGUUAUAGUUGACAAUGUGAGAAAAGUUGAAUCUGAAGUGCAAAAACAUUCUCGUCGUAGAUAGCCUUGCAAGUUAACACUAGGAUUUAUUUGCCACUUAUUCGCAUUCAGCUCCAUCCAAGAAUGUACAGUUUUUAUUAGAAUUAGUCUCUUUUAUGACAGAUAGAAAAGUCCUUUUUUUCACAAAUAGAAAAGUCCUUUUUUUCU
Molecule: messenger RNA, 948 nt
Organism: Prunus avium (sweet cherry)
Lineage: Eukaryota; Viridiplantae; Streptophyta; Magnoliopsida; Rosales; Rosaceae
Product: protein FAR1-RELATED SEQUENCE 5
Source: RefSeq, a predicted model, not a curated record